This is a messenger RNA of Fulvia fulva, 1107 nucleotides long. RefSeq lists its product as uncharacterized. Lineage: Eukaryota; Fungi; Ascomycota; Dothideomycetes; Mycosphaerellales; Mycosphaerellaceae. The coding region runs from base 1 to 1107 and encodes 368 amino acids. The record is from RefSeq and is a predicted model, not a curated record. The transcript is spliced from 3 exons.
AUGUCGCAGAUGUCGCCCAUCCACCCAACGUUCGCUCGCCACGUCGAGUGCGCCUGCACCACCUGCACCAGUCUGCGUGAUGUGCGCGCCGGCGUCACCACUAUCCCAAUACAGCACAUGGCAGCCAUGUAUGGCGAGCAAGACGCCGCCAACAGAAUCAUCACAGCGGAUCACCUUCUUGGUGAGGCACAAGAGCUCCUUCGCCGCAAACAUGUUCCAGGCUCCUACUCGACCGCCGCCGACCAGCGCAACCACGUGUCUGCGUCGCCACCCAAGUCCGCACGCGACAGCGCUAUCUCAAUCAUCCGCGAUGCAACCGAGAACAGGAUGAGUCCUGUCCACAGUCGCCAGGUUACGAACCCAUGGCAGAGCGCAGGAUCGCCGCCAGCCAGUACCAGCAACAAGACCGCCACCAACUUCGAGGACGUCGUACGCUCACGAGCUGCAGAGCUAGGCAUUUUGCGCGCUGAGCAUGCUCCCGCAUCCGCACCUGUCAUUAACAUCUCACCACCACAAGUCCCCGUCAACAUCAACGAUACCAAGAACACACUCAAGGAGAAGUCCCAAUUCAUUGUCUGUGAUCACUGCCGCAGCCAUGGCAUCCGCUGCAACGAAGCCUCCGUCUGCAAAGAGUGCAUCCUCCGCCAAGUUCCCUGCACCCACCGCCAAUGCGAUCUUAGCCCCGACAGCAAGGAAGACUGCCCACGUCAAGUCUGCUUCUACGUCCACAGCGACUACAUGCCUGACGUCUACGGUAGCCACGAUCCAAAAUGCCCAAAUUGGAUCAUCCUUCCAGGCAAGCUCCGCGACCACCUCUCGGCCGGCCAGCUCGGAAAGCAGAACACCAAGAGUGAGAAGGAGGUCAUCGCCGCAUACCACGGCGUCACCCAGCGUCAACAAGAAGCAAUCAAGGCCAUGGCCGGCUGUGUGGCGACAGGCCUUGCUACUUGGGAGACCGUCGCCAUGCAGUGCGCCUGUGUGGAAAUCGAGCGAGAGGAGCAGCGUACCCGAACUGCAGAGGACAACCUGCGUCGGCUCGGGGAGCUGAGGAUGUCACAGCCGGGUGAGCUUAGCCUGAACGGCCGUCCUUUGACUGGGAGCCUGUGA